AUGGACGACGACUACGGAGCCGACGAUGAACUUCUCGCCGCCAUGGCCGCUGCUGAUCCAGCACCAGUCGCACGACCAACACCACCAAAGAUCCAGCAACCCACGCCUCAACGGCUCGACAAAGCGCCUCCUUCUUCCGCCUCGAGCGCUGGAAAAGUAGUGCAACCAACCCCCCAAGCUCUACCUCAAAAACAAUCUGGAUCAACUAUCCUGGUAUCGCCCCGUCAGCGAGGAAAUCCCGUCCUGACAAGCAUUCGAUCCAUGCCGUGGGAGUACAGCGAUAUCCCAUCCGACUAUGUUUUGGGACUAGGAACAUGCGCUUUAUUCUUGAGUCUCAAGUACCAUCGUCUUCACCCCGAGUACAUCUACACUCGCAUCCGCAAUCUCCAGGGAAAAUACAACCUGCGCAUCCUCCUCACCAUGGUCGACAUCCCCAACCACGAAGCAUCCCUCAAAGAGCUCUCCAAAACAUCCCUCGUCAACAACGUCACCCUCAUUCUCUGCUGGUCCGCCGCCGAAGCCGCGCGCUACAUCGAGCUGUACAAGAGCUACGAAAACGCCUCCUUUGGCGCCAUCCGCGGCCAACAACCGUCAAGCUAUGGCGAGAAGCUCGUCGAGUUCGUCACCGUGCCUAGAAGCUUGAACAAGUCGGACGCUGUUGCUGUGGUGAGCAACUUUGGCAGCUUGAGGAAUGCCAUCAAUGCCGACGCCGAGCAGCUUGGUAUGCUCAACGGCUGGGGCGGCGUCAAGGUAAAACGAUGGGUUUCUGCGGUUGAAGAACCGUUCAGAGUAAAAAAGGCAGCAAAGAGAGGCGCAAAGGCUUCUGAAAAAACAGCGAGACUUGACCAAGCUCUCCCCCUUUCUCGUGUACCCCUACGAGACAUGCCUGCCGCUGUAUCAGCAGUAGCAUCAUCAUCUUCACGACAACCCCCUACUGGAGAAGCGUCUUCUUCUGAAACACCCCAGGCAAAGCAGUUCCAGUUUAUGGAUAACACUGAUGACGAGGAUGAUGACGAAGAAGCUAUGCUUGCCGCUGCUAUCGAAGCGUCGAAACAGACUGCUCAGACAGAAGAGGCUAGUCGAACGAGUCAGACAGAUGAUGGUGAACAAGUCAGUGAGGGUAUUGCAGCUGCUCUUGCGAGAUUGAGAGAGACUGAUUAA
Molecule: messenger RNA, 1161 nt
Organism: Fusarium graminearum PH-1
Lineage: Eukaryota; Fungi; Ascomycota; Sordariomycetes; Hypocreales; Nectriaceae
Product: mating-type switching protein swi10
Exons: 2
Coding region: 1-1161 (386 amino acids)
Biological process (GO): meiotic mismatch repair; nucleotide-excision repair; UV-damage excision repair
Cellular component (GO): nucleus; ERCC4-ERCC1 complex; nucleotide-excision repair factor 1 complex
Molecular function (GO): single-stranded DNA binding; damaged DNA binding
Source: RefSeq, a predicted model, not a curated record